This is a messenger RNA of Acaulospora colombiana, 815 nucleotides long. Lineage: Eukaryota; Fungi; Glomeromycota; Glomeromycetes; Diversisporales; Acaulosporaceae. The record is from the annotation of a GenBank genome assembly.
AUGGGUGAUCCACUAGACUGCGAUGAUGAUAAAAAGGAUUACUACACUGGUGAACCUCGGACACACCACAAAUUCUAUUUUCCUGAUGGAAAUAUAGUCUUUCAGGUUGAAAAGGCAAUAUUCAAGGUUUAUCGGUAUACACUAUCCAAGCAUUCUACAGUCAUCCGGGAUCUAUUUAGUCUUCCCGAGACUACAUCUGAUAAGGAUGGGACUGACGAGAAGCCGUUGGUGUUCGUUGAUGAUAGCGUGAAAGGCUGGGAAACCUUUCUAAAGUUACGUAGGGAUCCUAUUCAGUUGAUUGAUGUCUUCUCUGGCGACAACUUGGACCAUGUCUUUCCCCUCGUGGUCAAAUAUUCGAUGGAAGAAAUUGAGCAAAGCAUCCUGAAGCGCCUGGACACUUGCAGCUCCGUGGAGGACGCUACAAACCUCAUAGUAAUAUCUCAGAUGCUCAAUUCGGACCAGCUCUACCAGAAGGCGAAAGCCGUCCUUGUAGGUCACAAUGAUUCACUUAGGUUGGAACAGGCAAAUAGAAUAGGAGCCAUUGCUACUUAUGGAGUUAUGGCUGCACGUCAGGUGAGAAAUCAAGAGAAGAUUCUGGAUUCCCUAGUGUUGAAUGAUGAAUUCUAUCGAUUACUACGGACACUGGGAGCGAGAUGGAAGUAUAGUGAAGGAUUUGGGCUAACCAGAAAGAAAUUUGAAAGCACUGGUGUUGGCGAUACGAGACGGUGUAAGGUGGCGCCUAACUUGUUUACCACCAAACUGUUUCUCGGAUCUGAACACGACCUUUGUAACUUUAACUCUCAAACUCAUGGCGG